UUUCAAAACCUUUAUUACGCGUAAAGCAUAGUCCUCUUUCUCAUGCAAUAACAAAUAACAAUUCUCCCAUCCAAACACUUCCCAAACUCGUUUCCUUGAAAAGCAAAACCAAACAACACUUUCUCCCAAGUUUUUCUUUCUCUCCGUUUUUUUUCUCUUCUUCUAGGAUUUUCUUUCCCUUUCCGCACUUAGAAUCCAUAAAACGUUCGUAACCUUUAUUUGUUCACUUUCUUCUCAAUUUCCGAGAGAAAAGAAAAUCGAUUCCACCGUUUGGUUCGUUCGGUGGUGGUGUUUAAGAGAUGAACAACAACGACUGGUUAUCACCGAUGGAUUCGGAUCCGUUUCACAACUUUCUCGGUUCUCAUUUGCUGCGUUCGGUGGUGGAAAAUUCUGGAACCACCGCGCUGGACGAGGCGUUUGGCCGCGUGUCGAGGCUCGCCGGCGCGGCGUUGUUGUGGUUCUCCGGCGGCACUAGUUCGAUUGCGGCGCAGGAUGUGGCGCGUUCGCUUCGCGGUGGUUGUGGUGGUGGUCUUGAUCGGUUUGGUGGAGGCGUUAUUUCCAAUGUGAAGGUUGUAAAGGCUAAUGUGGCUGCGUUUAGGUUUCCGUUUAGAUCGAAGAGGAAAUCUUCUUCUUCUUCUUCUUCUGAGCCUUUGACGUUGAGGAAGCUUACGAGUUUCGCGGCGAGGUUGCUGUGGAGAGAGGCUAAAAGGAUUCAAUCGUUUCCUGUUCUUUCGUUAGCUGCUGCAUUGGUUCCACCCAUUCAAAACUUGUCGUCAAAUGUUCUUGCUGGCCAGUUGCAGAGUCCGGAUGUUCAAAUGCAUGGUAGUAUUGAGCAAGUGCCUAAGGAGGUUGAAUUCCAAGGAUGUCCUCGUUUAUCACUUCCUGAGUUGAGCCUAGCAAAAUCUGCGGUGGAGCCUAAAACUGGCAUUGAGUUUCCUGUGGUUCUGGACAAUUUAUCAGCUGGAGAUCGGAAUUCCGGCUUCAGCUCCGAGGUCCUGGUUGGAACUGGAUCCAAAAACAUGACAUUUGUUAAAAUCAAGUCUCUGAAGGUCUAUGCUUUUGGAUUUUAUGUUCAUCCGUACUCCCUCUGUGAGAAAUUGGGCCCAAAAUAUGCAUCAAUAUCUGCUGAUGAACUUGAUAACCGUCAUGAUUUCUACCAGGAUCUUCUCAGGGAGGACAUCAAUAUGACUGUUAGGCUUGUUGUAAAUUGCAAGGGUAUGAAAAUUAACAGCGUGAAAGAUGCUUUUGAGAAAUCACUUCGAGCUCGAUUAGUUAAGGCAAAUCCAUCCACAGACUUCGAUUGCCUAAGUGCAUUUGGUUCAUACUUUACAGAGAAUUUCCCGAUUCCAUUGGGAACAGUUAUUGAGUUCAAACGAACAGUUGAUGGUCGACUGAUUACUGAAAUUAGUGGCCAUCAAAUUGGAAGCGUCCACAGCAAAGAUUUGUGUCGGGCUUUCUUUGACAUGUAUAUUGGAGAUUUACCUGUGUGUGAACAAACUAAAAAAGAGAUCGGCAUGAAUGUUGCAAAUAUGAUUAAGAGGUGUUGACACGGUUUGUUUUCUAUCCAAUUGUUCUGGUUUUUAGAAUGGACAAUUGGACAUGGCAUGACACAUAGUAUAGCAGAAGCAGUGGUUUCAUGAAAUUUGUUUUGAUCUGCUUUAAAAUUAUUCACCGGCAUUAGUUUUCAAGGUUUGUCCUUUGAAUUAGAAGUCAUUAGGAUAGCCCAAGUUGGACUGUUAUAAAAUUUUAUAUGCAUCACUUUGAUGCCUCUUUCCCAGUUAGGUGUAUAAUCAUAUUUUAGAGGAUGAAAAUGGAAAAAUACAGAUUAGAAUAAAUGUCUGUUUGCUCAAGCAAGUGGGUAACGAUGAACUUUUCUGCUACCUUUAUGUUCAACAUGGUAACAUGCGUUCAACUAACAUUCCUCGUGGAAUACAGAUGAGAUAUGAUUUGGGGACAGCAUUUCUGUAUGCGAAAGAAUGAUUCAGUUAUCGAUUAUAGAAUAUGUAGCUUUAAUUUAUAAUGCUAAAAGGUUGAUUGUGUUAUGUGGCAAGUCUGGCUGGAUAGUUCUUCUCUUGUAAUGUAGCUUUGAUUUAUAUUGGGUUGGUGCAAUGGAUGGGACACUCGGUUCCCACCAAUGCCAUGA
Molecule: messenger RNA, 2143 nt
Organism: Lotus japonicus
Lineage: Eukaryota; Viridiplantae; Streptophyta; Magnoliopsida; Fabales; Fabaceae
Product: fatty-acid-binding protein 2
Exons: 10
Coding region: 300-1547 (415 amino acids)
Cellular component (GO): chloroplast stroma
Molecular function (GO): intramolecular lyase activity; fatty acid binding
Source: RefSeq, a predicted model, not a curated record